Messenger RNA from Botrytis cinerea B05.10, 682 nucleotides. RefSeq lists its product as hypothetical. The transcript has a single exon. NCBI's taxonomy places the organism in Eukaryota, Fungi, Ascomycota, Leotiomycetes, Helotiales, Sclerotiniaceae. The record is from RefSeq and is a predicted model, not a curated record. The coding region runs from base 179 to 532 and encodes 117 amino acids.
GAUACCAUAGGUGACACACAUAUAUUCUCAUUUAGCUCUGGUCAAUUACACUCGAUAUACCACCGUUUCUUUUUUCACAUAACGACGCCGUACCGAAGCAGGAAAUCCCGUACAUCUCGCAGUAUCCUCUUCUAGAAUAUUUAACAACCUUGGAUGCAUUCUCAUCAUCUUCAUUAACAUGGAACCUCAAAAUCUCAAAACAUCAAAUACAAAUAACGCCUCUACAAUGUAUCAUUCCCAGUUAGCUUUCAGGCUUAAUCCAAAGAUGGCGCCUGGACCGAGUCCCCUAUCCGCCUCAUUCUCGGACUCGGAAAGUGACCACUCGAAACUUCCGGGACGCGAGGAUCUUUCUCUAGAGCUCAUAGAGAGUCUCAAUCAAGCUUGUCGGAAACUCGAAAAACGUAUGGUUGAGGAAGAAGAGGAGAAAAUAUGGGCGGCGAUAGCAGCAGGAAAGUCAAUUAAAGAAGCGAAGCGAUGGAGAGGGAAAAGUCCAGCAGGGAGCGAGAGCUCGGAGAAACGAAGAAAAAUUUAAGAUAAGAAUUUGCGUCACUUGUUCUUGUAAUAUGAGUGAUACAGUCAGCUAUAUCACAAUAUCGCGCUCUGGUACCGGUAUUGGUCACUAUUGGACUAUGUCUGGGAGGGUAAAGCUUUUGGAUAGUCGUUAAAUAUGAGGAAUUUUACA